Molecule: messenger RNA, 705 nt
Organism: Neohortaea acidophila
Lineage: Eukaryota; Fungi; Ascomycota; Dothideomycetes; Mycosphaerellales; Teratosphaeriaceae
Product: peroxisomal biogenesis factor 11
Exons: 3
Coding region: 1-705 (234 amino acids)
Biological process (GO): regulation of peroxisome size; peroxisome fission
Cellular component (GO): peroxisomal membrane
Source: RefSeq, a predicted model, not a curated record
AUGCUUCUCACCCUCGCCAAACUCUCCGACGACGCAGUAGGCCUCGAGAAACUCCUUCGAUUCGGGCAAUACGCCUCGCAAGCCAUCGGCGCAUCGUUCGUCCCCUUGUCGUCAGGCGACGCAAUCGAAGCCGCAAUCCCAUGGAGACAAGCCCAAGCGCAAUUCGCUCUAUCUCGCCGCUACUUCCGUCUACUCAAAUGGCACGGCACCUUCUCCGCCGCUUACACGACCGCCACCGUCGAGCAGCCGACGCUUGAGCGCACGCUGCGGGUGUGCAAGUUCUCCUUUCUCGGCUUGUAUCUCUUCUUCGAAAUGUUCGCCAUCACGAACGCCAUGAAACUCACAGACUACGCAUGGGCGGCGGCAAUGCAGCACGAAGCGCUGAAGUUCUGGCUCUACGCUAUUGUGUCGUCCCUCUUGUUGGGCAUUUGUCUGUGCUUCUCCACACCAUCUUCUCCCGCAGGAGCAGCAAAAGCCACGCCAGCGGCCAACGAGGAAAAGUCCGACGUUGCAGUACAGAAUGCUGCUCCGCCGCCGGCUGUCGAGUACUCGAAGAUCUACGUCCAGCUGGCUAUCGAUUGCGCCGACGUUUUAAUUCCCGGCGCGGCGUUGGGGUGGAUUCAGCUUGACGAUUUCUACGUUGGUAUCGCGGGGACUUUGUCGACGCUGCUCGCGCUUCAGGGGUUAUGGAGGCGGGUGGAGUGA